CGAUCAGAAGACUCUAACAGGACUCAAGCAGAACAACUGGCAGAAGAAAAACUACAGAUACUAAACUAACAGAAGACUUUUAAACUUUUUUCUUUGGCUCAUCUAUAACAUUCUUCUUUUUUUUUUAAACAACUGGGCUUUGAUUCAACGUUUCACUUCUUUGGAACUUGUGCUUUUAAAACACAUUUGCUUUUUUUCUUACCUCGUCAGACUUUUUUAAUCUUCAACAAUGUUUCCUGAGGCAAACAAUGGCUACAGCUACGAGGACUGCAAAGCCACUUCUGAUUGGCUGCUGGCCCAAACAGACGUCCGGCCCUUAGUUGGCAUUGUGUGCGGCUCAGGGCUCGGAGGGCUUGCUGACAUGUUAAAGGACCAGGUAGCCUUCAACUACAAGGACAUCCCCAACUUCCCCCAGAGCACUGUGCAUGGACACGCGGGACGGCUGGUGUUUGGCACAUUAAAGGGGAGGCCAUGUGUGUGUAUGCAGGGGCGCUUCCACCUGUAUGAGGGCUACCCAAUCCAGAAGAUUACACUGCCUAUGCGUAUCUUCAAGCUGCUCGGUGUGGAGACAGUGAUGCUGACCAAUGCAGCUGGAGGCCUUAAUCAGGACUUUAAAGUGGGUGACAUCAUGAUCAUCAAAGAUCACCUCAACAUGCCCGGCUUUGCUGGCAACAAUCCCCUGUCUGGUCCCAAUGAUGAGAGAUUCGGUGUGCGUUUCCCCUGCAUGUCCGACGCAUACGACAGAGAUCUCCAGCAGAUGGCCAUGGAUGUGGGACAGGAGCUUGGCUUUGGAGACUUCCUGAAGGAGGGCGUCUACUGCGUGCUGGGUGGACCCUCAUUCGAAACAAUCGCUGAGUGCCGUAUGCUGCACAAACUGGGCGCUGAUGCUGUUGGCAUGAGCACAGUCCACGAAGUCAUCAUCGCACGUCACUGCGGCAUGCGCGUCUUCGCCCUUUCACUGAUCACCAACCAGGCUGUAGUGGACUACGACAGCGAAGAGAAGGCCAACCACGAGGAGGUCCUCCAGACGGGCAAGCAGAGAGCGGAGCAGCUGGAGCGGCUGGUUUCCACCAUGGUGACCAAGAUUGAGCACAACAACAACUACGCCUAAAGAGACACUAUGCUCCAUCAGAGGCAUUCAUGCUAGUCAGAUGCUAGAGUUUAGCCUUGUAGUGUGACAUUAUGGUUCACAUUUGAUGCUAUUCUGCCAAUGAAAAUCCCCUCUUAGUUUAUUAUUAAGGUGAGCAGUUGGGCUGUUUUUAGUCUUAGGUCAAAGUCUCACUAAAUUAGGAUUGAGCUGAAACGCAGAAUGGACACAACCUUUGUUUUAAUGUCACUGUGCCUUACAUUCCUCUACUGAGUGGCUCGAAAAGAAAAAGUCUCUUCUCAGUUUUUUUUUUGUAUCAUUUUAAAUGAGGCGUUUUUGUUCUAACUUAAUAUUUGAUCAGCUUGUACAAAUGUCUGCAAUUUAACUUAACAAUGAGCAAAAACCUGCUGUAAAGAUCUUAAUAUUAUGAUGUUGUUGAAAUGUGUACAUUAGUGGACUUAAGGUAUUUUACUGUGCUUUUUUUAAUGUGAAUGUUGUUACUAAAGGUACUAUUUAUUACUAUAAUAA
Scomber scombrus (Atlantic mackerel) is the source of this 1615-nucleotide messenger RNA. RefSeq names its product purine nucleoside phosphorylase 5a (gene pnp5a). Gene Ontology annotation, cellular component: cytoplasm. Gene Ontology annotation, molecular function: purine-nucleoside phosphorylase activity. Bases 230 to 1111 code for a protein of 293 amino acids. NCBI's taxonomy places the organism in Eukaryota, Metazoa, Chordata, Actinopteri, Scombriformes, Scombridae. The record is from RefSeq and is a predicted model, not a curated record. The transcript is spliced from 6 exons. Gene Ontology annotation, biological process: nucleoside metabolic process.